This is a messenger RNA of Erythranthe guttata (spotted monkey flower), 1334 nucleotides long. Lineage: Eukaryota; Viridiplantae; Streptophyta; Magnoliopsida; Lamiales; Phrymaceae. The record is from RefSeq and is a predicted model, not a curated record.
ACAGAGCCCCACCCACCGUUAAAUCAAUUAUUCUGGGAACCAAACCUCAAAAAAAAGGAAGAAAGAGAGUCCCCCACACACACUCCAUCUCCAUUCCUUCACCGAAGAAAUUUCCUCUCUCAAACCCUAGUUCGAUUCGAUUUCACCCCCUUCUUCACUUGCAAACCGAUCGUAGCGAGAUCGGUCGAAUUUAUCCGAUUGAUUAUCUGUAUUGUAACACAGGGUGAAUUAAUUUUGGAAACAAACGAAGAUGGUGUCGGCGAAUAGGGAGAUGGUGGUGUACUGCUUCGACACACUGGUGGCCAACUACAAUGGCGAGGGAGCUCCUCCUCCCGCUUUCGACGAGGGUCAGCAACAAAGGUUCUGUCCAUAGAUUUAACAUGCUGUGGAAAAUGCCCCAACAUAUUGGAGAAUAUAUUACUACGAAUGCCUGGGGUUGAUUCUGUAUCUAUCGACACAGAAAAGGGACUAGUAUUCGUGACAGGGAAAAUCGACCCAACGACAUUGUUAGACAGAGUUUCCAAUCUAGGAAAGGAAGUCCGACUCUUGCCAAACAACCAAGAUACGGAGGAAAAAAUACACGAGCACACAACAAGACAAGGCAGAGACAAGAAGUAUUCAACUUCUCGAGAAAAGGGACAAAAAUCCCACAAAAACUGCUGCUGCCAGGACGGGCGCCAUUAUCAGAAGAAAGAGGAGAAUAAGAAGGAAGAAGAAGCGCAUAAAUGCGAAGCUUACGUGGCCCCAAAUAUUGACCCGCGGGUGUGCAGAGAUUUUUACUGCAAAAUACACCCUAAAAUGCGUAAAAUAAUCGAUAGGGUACCUGCGGACAGUUCUUCAUGGUUUGGGGGUUUACCAUUCCAUAGUGGCUAUGGUCCUUAUGGGGCGGAAUCGUACAUUUACCCAGGGUAUUACGGGGAGGAGCCGCCCCGAUAUGGGUACCCCCGCCCACACCCACCGCCAAGUAUGCUUCAACACCCCUUCGGUUUUCAUUAGAGAAGCACAACUAUGAAACAAUAAGACUAUACUUCUUUUUCUUGCAUAUAAUUGUAUUCUAUUUGUCCCAUGGAUUUUUCAUGAUAGGGUACAACAAUUUGUUAUUUGACUUUUCAAUUUUUUGAACCUUAGUUUGUUUCCAUCUGAUCGGGCCAAUUUUAUUAUCUUGAGAAUUUCAAAUGUGAUUUCUAUUGACAAAAAACACAAGGAGAAAAGAAGACAUGAUUCCGAUUGACAAAAAACCUAGUUAAGGAAUAUUAUUAUGCCUAUGUGGCAUCACCAUGUGUAAUUGCUGCUUUUCUCCGAUCCUGUAUAACUAUGUAUUCGUGUUAUUUGUU